Molecule: messenger RNA, 1280 nt
Organism: Corticium candelabrum
Lineage: Eukaryota; Metazoa; Porifera; Homoscleromorpha; Homosclerophorida; Plakinidae
Exons: 1
Coding region: 70-456 (128 amino acids)
Source: RefSeq, a predicted model, not a curated record
GUAGUAGUAGUAGUAGUAGUUAUAGACCUAAUUCCUGCAUUAACGGGUCAAUCCACCCCUGGGGAAACGAUGAGAAAAGUAUUUGCUCUUCCAACUCGACGAGGUGAACUUGGAAUCAUUGAUCCUUUGUCCCUACACAGAGAGUUUGCUUACUCCUUGAAAGUUACAGAGCCUCUUACCAAGCUCAUUCUUCAGCAGCAAAAUCAAAUGACUGAGGAGGUUUCACAACAACAAAGCGUAUUGAAAGCCUCAGUCAAACGUCAGAAAAACCUUGUCAUCAAUGUCACUGAUGAGGAAAUUUCUGCCAACCUCAAUACAAAUCUCAAACGUGCUGUUGAUUUAGCCAAAGAGGAAGGUGGUUCUGUGUGGCUGACAGCUCUACCUAUAGAAGAGCAUAGUUUUCUUCUGACAAAAUCUGAGUUUCACGACGCACUAUGUCUACGCUAUGGCUGGUGAUCAGCAUUUCUACCUGAUUUCUGCCCUUGUGGAGACCAUUUCUCAGUUGAUCACUCACUCUCAUGUCCUACUGGUGGAUUUCCAACACUGAGGCACAAUGAGACCCAAGACAUUGUGGUUAACCUAUUGGAUGAUGUCUGUCAUGAUGUCCAGAAAGAACCAAUUUUACAAAAACUGACUGGAAAGAUACUGCUUCAGAAGAGUAACAGCACUGAUGAUGAAGCCAGGCUGGACAUCUCCGCAUGCGGUUUCUGGGGUGGUAGAUUUCAGAAAACAUACUUUGAUGUCAGAAUCUUUAAUCCUCUUGCUCAGUCAUAUAGGUCAUCAGCAAUAUCAUCUCUGUACAGGAAACAAGAGCAAGAAAAGAAACGUAAAUACGAGGCUCAAAUCAGAAGAGUCUAACAACCUUCUUUCACACCACUGAUAUUCUCUUGCACAGGAGGAGCAAGCAACUUAACAUCAACAUUUCUGAAACGACUAUCAUCUCUCGUCUCAGAAAAGCAGGAAAUGGCCUACAGUACAACACUGUACUGGGUCAGAUGUCGACUAAGCUUCGCAUUACUUCGAUCUGCAGUUAUGUGUAUCAGGGGGUGCAGAUCCGAAACAAAGCACCUAAUCACUAACAACAGUAUACUCUUGGCUUCUGCUGAGAGUGGUUUGUCUUACUGUUAAUUGAAUAUAUCAUGUCUCUGGGCAUGCAGAAUGUCGCUACCUAGUUGUUGUGUUUGCUUUACAGUCGUAGUAGUAAACUUUGUGGACACAUUAGUGUAUGUAUAUUUUAUUCAUUGUAUAUGUACGUAGUACUUUUAUUCAAAUACACUAUG